Centruroides sculpturatus (bark scorpion) is the source of this 1646-nucleotide messenger RNA. RefSeq names its product phosphatidylinositol glycan anchor biosynthesis class U protein-like (gene PIG-U). Gene Ontology annotation, cellular component: membrane; GPI-anchor transamidase complex. Lineage: Eukaryota; Metazoa; Arthropoda; Arachnida; Scorpiones; Buthidae. The coding region runs from base 513 to 1613 and encodes 366 amino acids. The record is from RefSeq and is a predicted model, not a curated record. Gene Ontology annotation, biological process: protein localization to cell surface; attachment of GPI anchor to protein. The transcript is spliced from 12 exons.
UUAAAAUAAUUUUAAAAAUUAAUUUUAAUCAUCUAUAAAUGUAUACAUAUAAUACCGGUUUACAAACUGACCUGUUCAAGAUUUAUUUCCACCCACACUGCACAGUACCAUGAGGAUUAAAUUAUAAACAGGACUAAAUUAAUAUAAUUUAAGUCCCAUUACAAACAUUUUAAUUAUAUAUCACCAGUUUAAAAAACACUCACAUACAAUAUCUAAAAUGAAAGUCUGUUGAUAAUCCCUUAUCUAAUGGUUGUGAUUACAAUUCACAUUACAGUACCGUGCGAUUAUUAUUACCCUUCCCCCUAUUGGGUAAAAACGACAACUAGGAUUUACAUAUUACUCUUCCUUCAGUAUUAUUUAUUCUAUAUUUUUCAACAUUCUUAAAUGCUCAGAAAAAGAUUUGAAAAAGAUUGGGAACUGCUAAACUACAAUCUGUUGAAGGUGUACAUCUUGACAUUCAAGGAAUAUCACCUUACAGUGGAGAUACUUUUCAUGAAUCACCUUUAGCACUGAUGCUUUACAAAUUGAUGAUACAAUACAUUGGUGAAUAUGUUCCACUAUUAUUUGUGAUUAGUGAUGUAAUAACAACUGUAUUUUUAAUGUUAGGAAGCAAAAAGUAUCUUCUUCAUUUGGUAAAGUCUGAAGGUGGGAAAAAUAAUCAGUAUCCAGCAAGUGUUUCUUCAUUAUUAGUAUCUGCAGGGAAAAUGCACAAAAUUCCAUAUUAUGUUGCUGUUGUAUAUCUGAUUUCUCCGUACACUGUGGCAGCUUCCGUCGGAAAAUCUACGACGGUGUUUGUCAAUUUGUUAAUAUCUGCUGUGUUUUAUUUCACUAGCGCCGGUAAAUUGUACUUGGCGACCAUAGUUCUUGCAGUUGCAUCAUAUCAUUCUUUUUAUCCAGUGAUGCUGAUUGUUCCGAUGUCAAUGUAUAUAGUUCAGAUGAAAUACAGUGGAAAUAAUUACAAGAAUAAGAAGGCAGCCAGAAUUUUUAUACAAACAAUAGUAAUAUUUACUAUGUCAAUAGCUAUUUUAAUCAUUGUAUCUUAUAAAAUAAUGGGAUCCUGGAGAUUUCUUUGGUCAACCUAUGGGUGCAUAUUAUCUGUACCAGAUUUAACACCAAAUAUUGGAUUGUUUUGGUAUUUCUUUACAGAAAUGUUUGAACAUUUUCGUAUAUUUUUUCUUUGGACGUUUCAAAUAAAUGCUUUCAUUUAUACUUUGCCACUUGCUAUUAGAUUGAAAAAGGAACCAAUGUUGCUGUUCUACAUAUUGCUGACUCUGAUGGCUGUAUUCAAAUCGUAUCCCAGCAUAAGUGAUGUAGGUCUGUACUUGGCCAUAAUGCCUAUCUGGACUCAUUUAUUUUUACACACACGACAGAGUUUUCUGGUGGGCUGCAUCCUCUUCAGUUGUUCUGUUUUGGCUCCAGUUCUCUGGUAUCUGUGGAUAUAUGCAGGAAGUGCUAAUGCCAAUUUUUACUUUGGCAUAUCUCUAGCCUUCAACACUGGACAGAUAUUCCUGGUGACGGACCUUCUGUUUGGCUACAUCAAGCGAGAGUAUUACCUGUCCCGCGGCAUGAAGACUGACCAACGGGGAAAACCCGUCCAGCUGGAGCUUCGAUAGCGUCUUUCACUCUUCCCGCGAUAAACCUUCGGA